AUGCGUGUCUCCAUCCAGCUGGACGGGGCGAAGUCGGCCACUAGCCGUUCCCAGCGGUCUUCGAACCUGGAGCAUACAGGAAGCAGCCUGAGGAAGUCGACAUCAUACCUUUCUCAGGGCACCACCCUCGCUGCUGGCACGGAUGAUGAGAGCAUCAGUGUGGAUUCCUCCACCGAUCAGUCUUCCGCCGAAUCCGAUGACGGGGAGCCCGAAGAGGACGAGCUUGAACUCAUCAGCAUCUGGACAUGGCAAACCAUUGGCCUGCCGGUGAGUGGCUUCCUUCUUGCUUUCCUGAAUGCUAUUGCGUCUGGGGUUGUCUACGGGUUUUUCCUGGGGUACAUGGGAUUGGAUUCAUACGUCAUGGCGUCGGUUGCGGCACUCAUGAAACUUCCAGAAGUCUUCUUGUUUCCCUUGGGCAUGAUCAACGACUGCUUUCCCAUCUUCGGCUACAAUAGGAAGCCUUACUUGUUGGCAUGUUGGUUGAUCAGUGGCGGUGCACUUUUGGUCAUGAGCCUGCGACAUUUGCCAGCGCCCUACUACUGUCAGUACCCCGAUGGCAGCUAUGACUGGUAUUCCCCCCCAUGCAAUCCGGACAUCCACACCCACAAGAACUGGUACAUUUUUCCUUUGUUUGUGCUCAUCGCAGGUCUGCAGAUUGGGAGUACGGCGGGUGAGGGGCUAGUCUUGCAGUACUCACGACGCGAACCAGCAGAGCGGCGCGGACACAUCAAGGCAGAAAUGACGAUGGUUUGCACGGCCGGAGGGCUGACCUCCUCCCUCGUCAUUGGGUUUCUCUUGAACGGAAAGGCGUACUUGGGUACCUUCGAUUGGGGACUAUCCUUCAGUGGCUUGAUGGCAGUGUGCUUGGUGAUGGUCAUCAUUGUCAUCCCAGUCAGCUGGUUCUGCGUGCAUGAGCCCCAAAAGACCACGCACCCAGCACUCGGUGGCCAUGCCAAGUCCUCAUGGACACUUGUCAAGAAGAACGCCUUGUCCAGCAUCUUGAUGUUUGCAUUCGUCGUCCAGUUCCUUAUCGGCACUGUAACAACGGCAUCACCUAUGGUCCAAAGCCAGUGGGCUGGAGUCAAAGUCCUGCAGCAACAGCUGUGUGGUUCAGCUGGCAUGUUUGUGAUGAUGAUCGCCACCUGGACGUACAAGGAAUUCUUCCUCCAGGCAAGUUGGAGGAAAGCAAUCCUCAUUGCCAUCUUGACAGUGUCAGUCUUGGAUGCCGUCGCAUCCUUCCUGACGAUCUUCGGCGUUGUUCGGAAUCAGUACUUCUACCUUGGCGAAGCUAUCGUUGGUAACGUGCCUAAGGCUGCACUCGCAUUGGUGGCGAACUUAAUGAUUAUUGAGCUCUCGGAACGGGGACGCGAGGGUAUGUGCUAUGGCUUGAUUGCGACACUUCAGAACGCGAGCAUGCCUCUGGCCACGGUCGUCAGUAAUCAGAUCUACGGCCUCUUUCGCCCUAACUUGUCCGAGUUGGAAAACUACAUGGCGGACACUCAGCAGUUCCGUUCGACUGUCGCUUGGUCUUACGUGCUCUCCUAUGCAAUGUCGCUCAUGAGUCUUUUCUUCCUUCCCCUGAUCCCGAAGCAGAAGGACGAUGCCCGAAGGCGGAAAGAGGAGUGGAGCUCCAGUCCGGCUGCGGCUACCCUGGUUUUGGGCAUUCCCGCCAUCUGCCUCCUUUAUGCGGUUACAGUGCUGCUGCUCACCAGUCAGCCGCAGACGGCAUGCAUGCAUUGGGUCGGCGGUCCAGGCUGCGAAAGUUGA
Symbiodinium sp. CCMP2456 is the source of this 1767-nucleotide messenger RNA. The record is from the annotation of a GenBank genome assembly. Lineage: Eukaryota; Dinophyceae; Suessiales; Symbiodiniaceae.